GCUCGGCGCGCCCGGGCGUCAGUCGGGCCGCGGCGACGGCGGCAAGAGCGCGUCCCGGCGCCGCCUCGGGCUCCGCUCGGCUCAGGGUUUCUCCAGGAGGAGAGCGAGGCGAGGCGAGGCGCGGCGAGCCGCCGGCCCCGCGGACCGGGCGCAUGGCUUAGGGACGCCCCCGCCCGCCGCGCCCCCAGCAUGGGGAAACUUCACUCCAAGCCGGCCGCCGUGUGCAAGCGCAGGGAGAGCCCGGAAGGUGACAGCUUCGCCGUGAGCGCCGCCUGGGCUCGGAAAGGCAUCGAGGAGUGGAUCGGGAGGCAGCGCUGCCCCGGCGGCAGUUCUGGGCCCAGACAGCUGCGGGCGGCGGGCACCGUUGGCAGAGGAACCCGGGAGCUCGUGGGUGAAAUUUUCAGAGAAACGCUCAGUGAGGAGGAAGAGGAAGGCUUUCGGCUAGAAGUGGCCCUUCCUCCCGAGAAGACAGACGGGCUGGCCAGUGGAGACGAGAAGAGGAGGGAGAAGGCGAGUGAAUCUUGCCCGGGUCCCAAGAAGCAGCUGAAAUUUGAAGAGCUACAAUGUGACGUGUCUGUGGAAGAGGACAGCCGGCAGGAGUGGACCUUUACCCUGUACGACUUUGACAAUAAUGGCAAGGUCACGCGCGAGGACAUCACCAGCCUGCUGCACACCAUCUACGAGGUGGUUGAUUCCUCCGUCAACCACUCCCCGACGUCGAGCAAGACCCUGCGGGUGAAACUCACCGUGGCCCCCGAUGGAAGCCAGGGCAAGAAGGGCAUCCUUCUCAAUCACCCUGACCUGCAGAGCACGAGGCCCAGAGCGGAGACCAAGCCCGCCGAGGAGCUGCGCAGCUGGGAGAAGCAGCAGCGAGCCCCGCUCAGGUUCCAGGGGGACAGCCGUCUGGAGCAGUCUGGUUGCGACCACCAUUGCGUGGACGAGAACAUUGAGAGGAGAAACCACUACUUAGAUCUCGCCGGGAUAGAGAACUACACAUCCCAGUUCGGGCCUGGCUCCCCGUCAGUGGCCCAGAAGUCAGAGCUGCCCCCCCGCACCUCCAACCCCACUCGGUCUCGCUCCCAUGAGCCAGAAGCCAUCCACGUCCCACACCGAAAGCCCCAAGGCGCGGACCCGGGCUCCUUCCACUUCCUUGACGCCCCAUUCGCCAAGGUCUCGGAGGUCCAGCAGCGGCUCCGGGGCACCCAAGAUGGGAGCAAGCACUUUGUGAGGUCCCCCAAGGCCCAGGGCAAGAGCGUGGGUGCGGGCCAUGUGGCCAGAGGGGCAAGAAGCAAGCCCCCUCUGGGCCCCGCCGUCCCCGCGGUGUCCCCGGCCGCCCAGCUGGCCGCCAGCCCGGCCCUCCUCCCCACUCUGGCACCCCUCGGGCACAAGAAGCACAAGCACCGAGCCAAGGAGAGCCAGCAGGGGUGCCGGGGGCCGCAGGUGCCGCUGGCCGUGGGCGGCAGUGUCGUGGGGCGGGACCGCGUGAGGGACCUGCCCGCUGUGGUGGUGUACGAGAGCCCGGCCGGCCAGGCGGUGCAGAGACACGAACAUCACCACCACCACGAACACCACCACCAUUACCACCACUUUUACCAGACAUAGACCCCUCCCCAGGAAGCCCCGCCCUGCCAUAUGAAGGACCCCCCUCCCCCUGCCCGCCCAGGCAUUAUUAUUCUAUUAAUUAUUGUUAUGAUGAUGAUUAUUGUUAUUAAUAAUUAUUGUUACUCCACUAAUAUUCAGCUAGCCUCCAUGUAGAAGAUCUAUGGAAACACAGAACUAAACUUUUAUUUAUAUGUUGUGAGGACUGCAUAACUUUACCCGAGAAAUGACUCUGGGUUUGGAAUUGGCCUGUCGACCGGCGGAGGCUCGCGCGGGCUCCCGUGCGGCGGUUUCCACGCAGGCUGGCCCACGCCCGUCCCAGCUCUGGGGGAGCCCCCGGCCAGAACGGUGCCCUACCCCAGUCUCUUCCAGGAGAACGCCCUUACCUGGCCCGCUUCCAGAGACCCUCGAAAUCUCCGAGAAGAUAAACAGCUGCUACCUCUUA
Acinonyx jubatus (cheetah) is the source of this 2044-nucleotide messenger RNA. It is a transcript of the gene NKD1, whose product is annotated as NKD inhibitor of WNT signaling pathway 1. The coding region runs from base 190 to 1602 and encodes 470 amino acids. Gene Ontology annotation, biological process: negative regulation of Wnt signaling pathway. The transcript has 10 exons. The record is from RefSeq and is a predicted model, not a curated record. Lineage: Eukaryota; Metazoa; Chordata; Mammalia; Carnivora; Felidae. Gene Ontology annotation, molecular function: calcium ion binding. Gene Ontology annotation, cellular component: cytoplasm.